Molecule: messenger RNA, 2179 nt
Organism: Mycotypha africana
Lineage: Eukaryota; Fungi; Mucoromycota; Mucoromycetes; Mucorales; Mycotyphaceae
Product: major facilitator superfamily domain-containing protein
Exons: 7
Coding region: 61-1755 (564 amino acids)
Biological process (GO): transmembrane transport
Molecular function (GO): transmembrane transporter activity
Source: RefSeq, a predicted model, not a curated record
UUUUUUUUUUUUUUAUUUUCUUCAAACAAGCGAGAGAAGAUACUAGAGAAAAGAAACACAAUGCCUAAGCGCUCUUGGUAUAAUUAUAUCGUCGGUGACAUUUAUGUGACCGACGAUGAUCCCAGGAAGUAUUCAGAAAGACGCAAAAACAUUAUUAUUCUGCUGGUGGCAUUAAGUGGCGUUGCAGGUCCUAUGAGCUCCAUGAUGUAUAUGCCGGGUCUCUUGGCUGUUACGCAAGAUUUGAAUACAACCAUAUCAGCAGUCAAUGGAACUAUUUCUGCCUAUGUUGUCUUUAUGGGCAUAUCGCCCUUGUUUUGGGCGGCCUUGAGUGAUACCUGGGGUAGAAAACGUAUGUAUUUACUCAGUGGUUUGAUCACUGUGAUCAGUUCCGUCAUCAGCGCUUUGUCUAGCCAUAUCGGCAUGUUGGUCGUGUUUCGUGCAUUGCAAUCCUUUGGUGCCAAUGCUGGUUUAACUCUAGGUGCCGGUGUCAUUGCGGACACCAUACCUGUAGAAGAAAGAGGAAAAGCCUACGGUAUAUUCUACUCUGGUCCUUUACUUGGUCCUGUCAUAGGUCCUACCAUUGGAGGUUUCUUAUGUCAAUAUCUUGGUUGGAGAUCUACCUUUUAUUUUACAGCCAUUCUAUGCGGUAUUUUACUCGUCUUUACAGCUUUCUUUUUACCAGAAACGCUGAGAAAGCAGAAACCAUCCACAACGGUCACUGACACAAAAUGCCACGAUAAAAAGAUAAACGAGCUCGUGCUCAACAACAACAACAACAACAACACGCAUAAUAACAAAGACGAGGAUGAUGCGAGUGUCUAUGCGGCCGAUACACCAACUCAAGUCAUCAACGAGAGUCCUCUUUCCCAGCCGCAGCAGCAGCAUGCUUCUUCUUCUUCUUCUUUUCUAAAUGCGUUACAGGACAGUUUUGGACCCAUGUGGAUUAUGUUGUAUGAUCCAAAUCAAAUCCUACUUAUGUUGUUUACCAGUAUCAUCUUUGCCAGUUUGUAUAUCAUGAAUCCUACCAUUACACAAACAUUCAAAAACAUUUACGGUUAUACAGAAUGGCAAACAGGACUUUGUUAUUUGUCUUUGGGUGCCGGAUUCAUGAUUGGUUCUAUUGUGAGUGGUAGACACUCGGAUUAUUUGCUUCUCAAACUAUCCAAAAAAGCAUCCAAGCAGCAAGAACCCUACGGGGAUCAACCAAAAAUCUGCCCAGAGAUGAGAUUACAAGCGGCUGUGCCCUCCUUCUUCCUCAUGCCUGCAGGUUAUCUUAUUUAUGGAUGGUGUACAGAAAAGAAAGUGGGUGUCUAUGCCCCUCUCAUAGGACUUUUCAUUUAUUCUAUGGGUCAAAUGUGGGCUUUUACACCAGUCUCUGUCUAUCUUGUGGAUACAAAACCAGGCUACUCAGCUACGGCCGUAGGUAUCAACAGUUGCAUCCGCUGUAUCUUUGCCGCCGUGACGACGGUCUUUUCCAGUCAAGCCGUUGAUGCUCUCGGCACCGGCAUUAUCUUUACCAUCUUGGCUGCUAUAGGUGUUUUGAAUGGCGGUUUCGUAUUAGCCUGUUAUAUUUGGGGAACGAAAUGGAGAAGAGCUUUUGAGAAAAAGCACAUGCCAGCCUUGUAUAUGCUCAACAGUACAGAUCUCGAUCUAAAGGAAGAUCCGUCUUUAUCCAAUCAUAAUCUCGCAUCAGCAGCACUUGAUUUACAGCAGUUGGAACGAGUUCAUACCCACCACAGCGCUAGCAUUAUUUGAAGAUAACAUGGAGAAAUAAACAUAUACCCAAAAACAAAAAACAAAAAAAGGGAAAAGGGCGACCCCGUUUGCUUGGAUAGGAAAGGGUGGUGGUAGUUCAAGCAUCUUGCAAUUUUUAUUUUUUUAUCUUUUAUCAGCGCACCCACCACCCUUCACAGUAAAUACAGUUGUUUCGUUUCAAGGGUUUCCCCCAAUGUGCACCACUCAACCAACCGCUAUCGUCCUUUUUUCAACAUAGCAGUAUUUCUUUCUAUCAGAAAAUAGAAUGAAACUAUAACAAUAACAUGAAUAAGAAAGAGAAUGAUCCUGUCUUUUUUUAAAUAGAAUCAUCACCCACCCCCCCCGUCUCUAUUGACAGCAAAAAGGUAUAGAAUUCCCCCCUCACCUUUUAAUAUAAUAAAUGGAAAAAUAGCAAAAACAAAAU